AUGACAUGGGCCUGGGUCACAGCAUCCACAGGUGUGGCAACUGGAGUGUCCACUGGCUGGACCAGACUCCAAAUCACCUGCCUGGGCCUGGAGCAGAGCCUGGAAAUGCUGCUCCUAAUCUUCCCUCAGGGUGAUGAGGGCCUGAUGUUGGGCUUGGUGGAUACUGACAAGGGUCUGGAGAAUCUUGAUGACUGGUGUGGACUACAUGAUGAGAAAAUGAUACAAACUGAAAUAGAGAAGGACAUUCCCAUGUGUGUGUCUUUGCCCAUUGAGGUGAUGAGUCCUGAUCAGGCUUUUCCUUUCGUGAACACCAUACUUGCAGAUCUGGGUAUCGCCGAAUCGGCAGUGAAAGAGCGUGUGGUGUGGGUGGACACUAAGCGCACACAGGUGAGGAGCAGAACGGGGAAACUUAAGGAGAAACAAGUGUCAGUGCUGGAGGUACGAGUGAAAGCACAACUGCCGGGUCAAACAAACUGCCAAGAGGUUCUCUACAGUAGUGAGUCUCACACAGACCGCUCAUACUGUCACAGCAGUAUCAGCUUCCUGCCCUGGCUACACACUCAACCAGUUGACAAUGAGAUGGUGGAAAUGACUGUGGCUUUGGAUACACAAUCAUAUUACAAAGGAGAAAUUAGAAAAGCAGACUGCAAAUUAAUAUUGUAA
Neoarius graeffei (lesser salmon catfish) is the source of this 663-nucleotide messenger RNA. RefSeq lists its product as uncharacterized. The transcript is spliced from 4 exons. The record is from RefSeq and is a predicted model, not a curated record. Lineage: Eukaryota; Metazoa; Chordata; Actinopteri; Siluriformes; Ariidae. The coding region runs from base 1 to 663 and encodes 220 amino acids.